Molecule: messenger RNA, 810 nt
Organism: Bipolaris oryzae ATCC 44560
Lineage: Eukaryota; Fungi; Ascomycota; Dothideomycetes; Pleosporales; Pleosporaceae
Exons: 1
Coding region: 1-810 (269 amino acids)
Source: RefSeq, a predicted model, not a curated record
AUGUCACUGUUCACAAAGAAGAAACCAGGGCCACCCCUUCCCGGCGGCCUCAAACCAUCUCGUACCGGUUUUAUGGGCUGCUUCAUCGGCUGCAAAAUUCUCAUAAAAUUGAUUCGCCAACAGAAAGGCCUAAUCGAAACCGGUGAAUGCCUCGACAUGAUCCGCAUGGUCCAAAUACGCAUUGAAAUGCAUCUCAACGGGCGUGUCAUCGGGCAGACACAUGGCAGCAGCAAACCCGGUGAGCCGUGGCUCAACGGCUUCGUCGACUGCCGCAAUGCCUUUAAAAAGCUUGAGCGUGAGGGGUGGUCCAAAAAUCCAUACCCUUACAACGACGCCAUCGAGCGUGAACACUGGACUCUGUACAUGCCGAUCUACGACCGCCUGCUUCGCCUCGUCGAACGCCUGUUCAAAGAAAUCGGCGUCUGGAGGUUUGGCAGUGAAGCGGAGUGGGAAGCUCAGGAUGGGCACUUGUACGGAAAGGAGUCCGUGGAAACUAAGCCCGCCGGCAAGACCGUCAAGUUCGAAAAGCAUGUGGGUGGGUGGUAUUAUGAUGAUGCGGAUAUGCCCUGCACGGCGGGUAAAGGGGACGAUGAAAAGUCGCGGAAGGCAGCGGCGUUUACGAAGAAGCUGGCGGAGGAUGGUUGCAAGGAUGGUUUUCUCAAGAAAAGGAUCCAGGAGAGGAGGAGCGAGGGGUUGAUCAGUCCUACGGUGGAGAAUUGGAACGAGUACGAUGACGAGGAGGAUGAAGAAGAGAAGAAGGAAAUGGAGAAGAUCAAGGUUGCGGUGCAAGAGUGGAAUUUGCUUGAUUAG